AUGCCUGAGAUCAAGAAGGAAGCCAUCCAAGCUUCUCUUCAAGAUCUCUGGGUCCUGUACACCGACGGCGCAUCCAAUGCUUCUGGAUCUGGACUGGGACUCGUGCUCGAGGUCCCUACCGUCGAAGUAAUUCGCCAAUCCAUAAGAUGCUCAGGUAUGACUAACAACGAGGUCGAUUAUGAGGCCGUAAUUGCAGGAUUGAGACUAGCACUCAAAUAUGGGGCGAAGCGGUUGAAACUCCAUGGUGAUUCACAACUCGUAGUCAACCAAGUCGCAGGAACUUUCCAAAUCAAAGAACAAAGGUUGAAAGAAGAUCAAACUGAGAUCUGUAAGUUGCUGCCCAAUUUUGGCGAAUGCCAGCUCGACCAGAUCCCGCGAGCCCAGAAUGUCAAAGCACACGGCCUGGCCAAACUGACCGCACCCACCAAAAGCAUCACAACUGGGAUAAAAAUGUAUUCUACCUCCUCAACUCGUUAG
Nicotiana attenuata is the source of this 477-nucleotide messenger RNA. RefSeq lists its product as uncharacterized. The transcript has a single exon. The record is from RefSeq and is a predicted model, not a curated record. Lineage: Eukaryota; Viridiplantae; Streptophyta; Magnoliopsida; Solanales; Solanaceae. Gene Ontology annotation, molecular function: nucleic acid binding; RNA-DNA hybrid ribonuclease activity. The coding region runs from base 1 to 477 and encodes 158 amino acids.